Molecule: messenger RNA, 7082 nt
Organism: Zalophus californianus (California sea lion)
Lineage: Eukaryota; Metazoa; Chordata; Mammalia; Carnivora; Otariidae
Gene: ZNF182
Product: zinc finger protein 182
Exons: 6
Coding region: 3932-5800 (622 amino acids)
Biological process (GO): negative regulation of transcription by RNA polymerase II
Cellular component (GO): nucleus
Molecular function (GO): DNA-binding transcription repressor activity, RNA polymerase II-specific; DNA-binding transcription activator activity, RNA polymerase II-specific; RNA polymerase II cis-regulatory region sequence-specific DNA binding
Source: RefSeq, a predicted model, not a curated record
UCCAUGCCCCACAUUACCUCCAUUCGCUCCCACGCUCCCCCUAAAUUCACCUCUCUCACUCUUAACAUGCCCCAUGAACCAUCGUUUAUUCGCACUCUGGUCCUUAGUGCUCAAAACAACUUGCACUCUCCUGCUUUAUCAACUCCAUUCAUGUUCACCGCCUUGAAUUGCUCCACUCACUCAGUCUGCUUCCACUUUCACUUUUGGUCACUUUAGCCCGUGCCUCAUUUUCCCAUCAUUUACUCAGUCUCAUCCAUAAUCUCCAAUUAAUUCAAAAUCGAAUGCAUGGUCAUUCCCUCGUGUGGCUCCACACUGCCCCCUUUGACUCCACUCUGUUCAUUCACCUCCUUCCCAUCACCCUCUGUCUCUGCUUGCCCCCAUUCACUCCCAGUCUGCCCUUCAUUCACCAUUAUUCACCCCUGCCCAUCCCAUAUGUCUCCCAUUUAGUGACACUCGCAUUGGCCAAGACAGUAAAUCUGACAUAUUAUUCAGGAUUCAUAUACCAGUGAUGGUAUAUACUACAAAUACCAGAAUGGAAGUGGAUUCCUCUCUUGGAAGCAGGUAGUUCAGGGCUAUCAUGCUACCUUCAAGGUCACCAGAGAAGUGGCUCGUGUGCUUUUGCUCUGACAAACUCACCUGCUGCCUUAUGGUCCCAAAUCACUGCUCACAAUUGGCCACACCUCUAUAGUUUUGAUGAAAUGUAUCUUUUAUUUUAAAGUAAGUUCACUGCUCACAAUUGGCCACACUUCUAUAGUUUUGAUGAAAUGUAUCUUUUAUUUUAAAGUAAGUUCUCCACGCAGUGUGGGGCUUGAACUGGCCCUAAGAUCAAGAGUCACAUGCUCUACCAACUGGGCUAGCCAGAUACCCCUUGAUGAAAUGUAUCUUUUUUUUUUAAAGAUUUUAUUUAUUUAUUUGAGAGAGAGAGAGAGAGAGAAUGAGAGACAGAGAGCACGAGAGGGAAGAGGGUCCGAGGGAGAAGCAGACUCCCCGCCGAGCAGGGAGCCCGAUGCGGGACUCGAUCCCGGGACUCCGGGAUCGUGACCUGAGCCGAAGGCAGUCACUUAACCGACUGAGCCACCCAGGCGCCCGAUGAAAUGUAUCUUAAGAAUGAUUGUGGUGAUGACUCAGUGGUGAGGUGGGGGACCUCUGGGUGGGAGUGUCACAUCGUAGAGACUCUGUGGUGGUACCCGCUACGGUCAGCCUCCCAUAGCCCUUUACCUAGCUACCUGCGGCUUAGACCGUUGUAUGAGAUUGCACCUGCAGGGACUGAUGGCAGAGGAUGCCCAAGACCUAGUGGGAGUCCUUGCUCCUCAGCGCAGAAAAGCUGGCCUCACAGAGCUUCUGGAUGUGCACUGUGAACCCUGGGACAGUUUUUGAGGGGCUGUAUCACUGGCUCAGGGACAUUUCUGGAGCUGGCAAUCACUUUACCCCAACACCCACCAACCCUAAAGGAUUCUUUCUAUACACGGUGUGUGUGUGUGUGUGUGUGUGUGUGUGUACACAAGGUGGUGGGGGAACGAUGUUUGUUAAGAUGGAAGAGGCCAGGUGUGUGUGUGUGUGUGUGUGUGUGUGUGUGUACACACAAGGUGGUGGGGGAACGAUGUUUGUUAAGAUGGAAGAGGCCAGGUGUGUGUGUGUGUGUGUGUGUGUGUGUGUGUGUGUACACACAAGGUGGUGGGGGAACGAUGUUUGUUAAGAUGGAAGAGGCCAGGCUGGGAUGAGCCCUACAGGUCCAGCCCUUCCUAUUUCCCACCUUCUAAUGCAUUCAGAGAGAACGGACAUGUUUUGUACCCAAGAAGUGCUUAUCCUUCAGGGAGCAAGAGAUAGGAGCUAUUCCUCUGUUUUUGCUCUGUCUUUGCUUUGUCUGCCCAGAAGCUCCAUCUAGAUUUCUGGUAAAAACAUUCCUUGGCUAGUUUUAAUGGUUCUGGGAUGAGGACCCACAGAUACUUUCUGGAAGUCCUGCGGGAUAGUGAAUAAACAAAAGAAGAAUAUUAUUGGGUAGAAGUAAAGGAUCCAACCUUGGGAAACUGUGUGACCUUGGGCAAGUUACUUAGUCCCUCUGGGACUCAGUUUCCUCCUCUGACAAGUGGAGGCCAUGGGACUGUUCACAGAUAGUGGGGACUGAGUGAGGCAGGUCAUAUCAUGUGCUUCAGACGGUGUGUGGCACACAGGAGAUACUGAGCUAGGUCUGAGCCCCCAUUAUCACUUGCUGGGCCUGUUGGCAGAAGCCACACUGUUUUUCACCUGCUUUCGCCCUUGCCCUCUGUUGUGGUUCUCCAAAGCAGCCUGCGGGUUAUCUUUGAAUUUUUUUCCUUUUUAUUAACAAAAGCUUAAUACAUACAGAUGCCUAAUUUUAUUUAAAUAAUAAUACUAAAACAUGUAGCACUUGCUAUGUGCCGAGCAUUGUUCUAAGUCUUUACAAUUAUCAGUUCAUUUGUCAUCCUCCCUAUUUUAUAGAUGAGGAAACAGCAGAGAGAAGAGUUCUGCCCUAGUUACAAAACUCGUAGGUGGGGGUUUGAAACCAGGUUGUCUCCAUCAUGUUUGUUUGGUUCUGCCUUCUUCCUUGCUAUAUUUCCAAUGUCUAGAAUACUGUCUGUCAUACAGGAGAUGCUUAAGCAAAUCCCUGUGAAGCUCAUGUUCUAGUGGGUGCAAGACUCGCAAUAAACAAGAAUGCGAGAUUGCUUCUGAUGGGUCUUUAAAAAAUCUUAUCCCUCUUAUGGCUUCCCAUUCUGUCUAGAGUGAAGCAUGAGCUCUGUUCCUGGCAGAGGCGGCCCUACGGCAUCUGGCCCCCCACCCACUUCUCCCUCCCUCACACCUCCUACGCUCCCAAACACACUGCCAGCUUCCAUUCCUCCAACGCGCCGAAUUGGGUCCCACUUCCGGGCCUUUGCAACAGCCGUGCGCUCCACCAGUUUGCUUCGGCUAUUUGUGUGGCCGGCUCCUUUCGGUCAGCAAAAUGGUCACCUCCGACGAAAGGAUUUCGUUUCUGCCCAGCCAGAGAAAGCAACCCGUCAGCCACUGCUUAACACAUUCCCUUCACCCCGGGGUGUGUGCGUCCUAGGUCCCCGUUUAUUUUUAUCCUUCAGCUUGUUUGUAUGCCGUGCUUCAAAAAACUCCCAGCUCUAGCCACUGGAUGGAGCCAGUGUGACCUUUCCCUACCUCUCCGCCUUUGUGCACGCUGGGCGACUCGGCCACGCAUCCCGUCUUCCUAUUCAAUUACACCUGUAAACCCGACGCUGCCCUUCGGGUUCAAGACCCCAAAUUCCGGCCUGCCAGAACUUUCCUCAAUUGGGCAGUUCCCCUCCCCGCCCUAAGCAAAAUGCUUUUCGAGGUCUCGGGAAUGACGGUGUCCGCUGAACAAAGUAAACACCUGCUCCACACGGCGGCCCUCGAGGUGUAGAGCCCUGGUGGGCGCGGCCAUCUCAAAGCAGGGACCGCGCGGGCGCGGCCAUCUUUCUUCCGCGCAGGCGCCGCGGCCCCGCCGCGUUCGCGUGGGGCCGGUGGGAGGGGGGCGGGAGGGGGCCCGGUGUUGACUAUUGGCGGACGCGGGCUCAAAGCCCCCACUGAGCGUGCGCACACCCAGCUGCUGCAGCCCUCUGGGCUGCGGAGCCCGAGUUGGUCCCGAAGCGGAAGUGCUUCUUAGGGCCAGUUCUUGUACUGGUCUCCUCUGCAGUGAGCAGAAAAAUCUAUUGUCGAGAGGCACAGUGACCUGCGCUAAGGGUUCAUACGCACUCCUCAGGUCCCUCCUUAGGCGCUCCCCACCUCUCCCUGUGCCCCUCUCUCCUUGCUCACGCCCCAACGUAGGGGCCUGGUGUGAAUGCUCCAGCCGAAGUGAAUCUGCACCCGAAGGCUUCCUUCUGGCUCCUGGGCAAGCCGGCCCCAGUGAGCUCGGGCUUCACACAUCUCUGCCUUUUCCGAAGAAGAGCAGGAAAUGGCCAAACCCCAGGGACUCGUGACAUUCGGGGAUGUGGUUGUGGAUUUCACCCCAGAGGAGUGGCAGUACCUGAACCCUCCACAGAAGACUCUGUACAGAGAAGUGAUGCUGGAGACCUACAGCAACCUGGUCUCUGUGGCAGGGCCGCAGGUGACCAAACCAGACCUCAUCCUCAAAUUGGAGGUAGAAGAGCCAUGCCCAGCAGAAACAAAAAUCUCCUUUUGGAGCUUUCCAGAAGCAGCCUGUCAAAUUGAUGAACAGAUUGAGAGACAGCACCAGGAUGACCAAGAUAGGUAUCUGUUGAUGCAAGCUGGAUUCCCUGACAAGAAAGCACUUAUCACCAAGACUGGACAUGACUAUAAUAAAUUUGGAAAUGCACUUCCUCUGAAUACAAACCUUGUUGCUUCAAUACAAAGGUCCCAUAAACAUGAGCCAUUUGGAAAUAUGGUAGAUGGUUUAGACUUAUUUACCAGAAGCUCUGUAGGAAAGAAACAUGAUAAUGGAUGUGCAAAAUUAUUCUUCCAUACGGAGUAUGAGAAAACAACUCCUGGAGUAAAGCCCCACGGAUAUAAAGAGUGCGGGAAGGCCCUCAGGCGGAAGAAAGGGCUUAGUCUACAAGAGAGAAUUAAAAAUGGAGAGAAACCCUUCGAAUGCACUGCGUGUAGGAAAACCUUCAGCAAGAAGUCACACCUCAUUGUACAUUGGAGAACUCAUACGGGAGAGAAACCCUUUGGAUGUACUGAAUGUGGAAAAGCCUUUAGCCAAAAAUCUCAGCUCAUUAUACACUUGAGAAGUCAUACAGGAGAGCGACCCUUUGAGUGUCCAGAAUGUGGAAAAGCCUUCAGAGAGAAGUCAACCGUCAUCAUACAUUACAGGACUCAUACAGGAGAGAAACCUUAUGAAUGUAAUGAAUGUGGAAAAGCCUUCACUCAGAAGUCAAACCUCAUUGUCCAUCAGAAAACCCACACGGGCGAGAAAACUUACGAAUGCACUAAAUGUGGGGAAUCUUUCAUACAGAAGCUUGAUCUAAUUAUACAUCAUAGUACUCAUACAGGAAAGAAACCCCAUGAAUGUAAUGAGUGUAAGAAAACUUUCAGUGAUAAGUCAACUCUCAUUAUACAUCAAAGAACUCAUACAGGGGAGAAACCUCAUAAAUGUACUGAAUGUGGGAAGUCUUUCAAUGAGAAGUCAACCCUCAUAGUGCAUCAGCGAACUCAUACAGGAGAGAAACCCUAUGAAUGUGAUGUGUGUGGGAAAACCUUCACCCAGAAAUCAAACCUUGGCGUACAUCAGCGAACUCAUUCAGGAGAGAAACCUUUUGAAUGUAAUGAAUGUGAGAAAGCAUUCUCUCAGAAAUCCUAUCUCAUGCUCCACCAGAGGGGUCAUACAGGAGAGAAGCCCUAUGAAUGCAGUGAAUGUGAAAAAGCAUUUUCCCAGAAAUCAUACCUCAUCAUACAUCAAAGAACUCAUACGGAAGAAAAACCCUAUAAAUGUAACGAAUGUGGCAAAGCCUUCAGAGAAAAGUCCAAGCUCAUUAUACAUCAGAGAAUUCACACAGGAGAGAAACCCUACGAAUGUCCCGUAUGUUGGAAAGCUUUUAGCCAAAAGUCCCAGCUCAUAAUACAUCAGCGAACACACACAGGAGAGAAACCCUACGCAUGCUCUGAGUGUGGCAAAGCCUUCAGAGAAAAAUCCACAUUCACUGUACACCAGAGAACUCAUACCGGAGAGAAACCCUAUAAGUGUGCAGAGUGUGGGAAGGCCUUUACCCAAAAAUCAAACCUGAUUGUACAUCAGAGAACACACACGGGAAAGAAGGCCCACGGGAAGGGCCACAGCCGGAAGUCAAAGCUCAUUGCACAUUAGAGAGUAGAUCAAGGGUGCCCGUCAACGUUCACGGAGGGAAAGUUUUGUCCGUUUAAACAACAUUUGAAAAGUACGUUCUGAUUUCUGGUUUAAAUAUGGGGAGUAAAAGUCAGUCUCUUCAUCUCAGUCUUCGCCCAAACACUACAAGGAGCAAAAGCGGAAGUGUAAUCUCUGUAUCUGACACGAGGAGAUAGCGGAAACCCUGAUGAGCGCACUGCCGGAGGCAGAGGGGAUCGAGCGCCAGGGCAGGAGGUUUCGAAGCGAACGCUCAAGGCUGCACACGUGGGGCCGCACUGGCGAGGACUCUUAGUUGAGGUUCAGGAUAUCCCCCGAGUGCAAGGCCAACUACAUCCACCGCAGUAACAGAGGGCAUUGGCAGGUGGGAGGGAGGAUGUCUCCCAGACCCAUUUGGGGUCUGAGGAGAUACCGGCAGAGGCCUCUACAAGGAAUCGCUCAGACAAGCCAUAUUUGUAGAAAGUAGUCUGCACUCAUGAGAGGAGCACUCGACGGGCUGGGGCAAGAGAAGGGAGUGUUCCUUGUGAAGAACCCGACAGCUGCCCCGGUUUACGGACUCUGGAGAAGUCAAAUCUAAAAGAAAUAGCAAAUGGGGGAAAAAAACCAGUUGUAGGAAAAACUCUUUAUCUGCCUAGAAUGUGGCCCCCAUUUCUUACCCCACGUGAACCUCCAGGAAACAGCAAGUCCAGGAAAAACUCUUAUUCAAAUAAAAAUGAUUCCAAAGUAAUGAAAACCACAAAGGCAGUGGCUUUGGAGCCCACAAUUCUACUUCUAGGAAUGUAUAUACUCAUGCAUGUACAAAAUGAACACACAGAGAUACUCACUGGCGCACUGUUUGUGAAAACCAAAGGUUGGAAGCUGUCCAGAUGACGGGUCUGGAUCCUGAAAUCCUGGUAUGUUCCUACAGCAAACCUCCUAGGUAGACAAAACGAAAGAGAACUUGGACAUCAUGUGUGUAGUGAUGUGGGACAUCUCCAACAUACAUUAUUAGGUGCAAAAAGCAAGGUGCAGGAUAGCGAGUACAAUACGCUAACAUUCGCAUAUAAAAAGAACAAAUUGCAAGUACAUGAUUGAGCAUAUAUGCAUAAGCUGUCUCUGGGAAGAUACACGAAAGCUGAGAACCCUGAUUACCUCUGGGAAAGGGCAGGGGACGUGGGUGGCUGGGGGACUGGAAUUGGGAGACAACUGUAUGUCCUUCCAUAACUUUUCGAAAAUUGUGCUCUGUGGCUGUACUACCUUUUCAAUAAAUAAAACAUUUUAAAAUGAA